AUGGGUCCUCGACAGUGUCAAGUCUGCAACGAAGCUCCGUCCAAGUAUAAAUGCCCUUCAUGCUACUUACCUUAUUGUUCUCUGGUCUGUUUCAAGAAACACAAAGAAUUGCCAUGUGUCAAGCCGCAACCUUCAGAGGCCACAACAACUGCUGUUUCAGAAUCACUUGAAGAAAAGCCAAUGGUUGUUGAUGAGACAAGUGAGGUGUUGCAAAAAUUCCAACUGGAUGCCAUAGCCUCUUCGUGUGAGAUUCGAGAUGCCUUGAAUGAUAAAGCCCUUCAAGAACUAAUUUGCGGUAUUGAUUCUUCCUCAAAUGCAGAGAACGAACUCGAUAAAGCUAUGGCAGAGGAGGCAUUUCGCUUGUUCACUGACAAGUUUUUCCCUGUGAUUCAGCCUUUGAUUGUUGCUUUCGGCUCUCUGAGAUCUCGCGUUACAUUUUCAUUUAACUGGAUUAGAAGUCAUGGUGAAGUGGUGUCACGUAUUGAUGAUGACAUGAUACGUGAACUAGGUUAUUUAAUAAUUGGAGAUAGAGAAGAUGCUAGUACUACUAAAAUGCAAUUUCUAUAG
Sphenostylis stenocarpa is the source of this 567-nucleotide messenger RNA. NCBI's taxonomy places the organism in Eukaryota, Viridiplantae, Streptophyta, Magnoliopsida, Fabales, Fabaceae. The record is from the annotation of a GenBank genome assembly.